AUGGCAUCUUCUUCUUUCGGUAGCGAGAAGAAAUCAAUUUCAUCUCAAGUCCCAAAAUCCCAAAAACUGAUGGCAUCUUCUUCUCUCAGCGAGAAAUCCUUUCCCUGCCAAUUACGAUUGGUAUACGGUACCUGGGCUGCUGCCGAAGCCACUCCUCUUCUUGAGGAUGAUGAAACAGCGGAGUCAUGUUUGGCAAGGAUCCCUUCAACCCUGAAGAAAGGAGAUGUGCUUUAUAUUGAAGUUUGGGGAAAGGAGGCGGUAGAGAAGGCGGUGGCACUUACUGGAACUGAAGUUGCAGGACUCAAAAUUCUUGACUUCAACCAACAUUAUCUUAGCUAG
Molecule: messenger RNA, 339 nt
Organism: Arabis nemorensis
Lineage: Eukaryota; Viridiplantae; Streptophyta; Magnoliopsida; Brassicales; Brassicaceae
Source: the annotation of a GenBank genome assembly